Molecule: messenger RNA, 945 nt
Organism: Symbiodinium pilosum
Lineage: Eukaryota; Dinophyceae; Suessiales; Symbiodiniaceae
Source: the annotation of a GenBank genome assembly
AUGCUGCUGCUCACCGUGAACGCGCAUGACAAAAGCCUCAAAUUUCCCGAGAAGGUGUUGGCCAAAUGGCACGACCACUCAGAAUUCUCUGGUGCCUUCCGUGAGAAAUACCGGGAUUGCAAGGCAAACUACCCUCUUGAUUUGCCAAAUGCCCGGCAGUCAUCCGGUGAAGCUCCAAAGAAAAGGCCCAGAACUGGGGCUGAUGAGAGUGCAGCGGCAACAGAGGUGAAGGUUGAGGAGUCUGCGCUCAAGGAUGUUGCGGACCUCAAGCCUUUACACCACAAGGCCCACAUUGUCUCAAGCCCCAAGCUCAACAUCGAGGUCUGUGUGGGCCAGGCUGUGUACAUUGCCAACCACACAAAUGAAGUUCAUGUCGUCAAGGAGGGUGCCAUGAUUGGAGGGUACUGGAAGGGAAAGUUCUGGUCAACCCAGCCUGCAAAGGGCAAAGAUGGCGCAGAGGCUUCAGUUGCAGCCCCCACUGUGGCGGACAUCCCAUUUGAGCUUUCAGGCAGCACCUCCAGGGUGCAGAUGAACUCAAAGGUUGUUCCUCUUGGCAGCUUGAUCAAGACAAAGCGGGAGAUCUCCCCAGCCGACGCUUUGGUUGCAUAUCAUGUUAUGCGUGACCAGCCGACAGCGGACGAUGCCAGUGCCUUCGUUUUGUCUCCAAAGGCAUUCACAGUCUACUGGAAGAUGGAAGACCUGAAGCCCAAGACCACCAAAACGGAGGGUGGUGGGGAUGAUCUUAUCAUCCCAGCUGCACACAUUGCAGGGACUAUCCCGCAUACAAAGUGGUCCUCAUCAAAGUACUGCGAGGUCUUGUGGGCAGUCAAAUGGCCGUCUGUUGCAGCCAAGGGUCUGCAACCAGUCCGUCCCCUGGUGGCCAUGAAGUGCACUGUGACGCUUCCGCCUGGAAAGGCCCUGGAGAUUGUUCCAGAAGAUGUUUGA